CUCCCCCACCCAGGCCCGGACAGGCCGGCACUUCACGAUUUGGACAGCUACAAUGAGGCUUUUCUAAUCCUCUUGUUGUGACUCUCACAUGAUUGUGGGAUUCCUCACUGAAGCAGAAGCUGAAUGCUCCCUGGUGAACAACGUAGUCCUGCUACUGCAUUAGCCAAACUGUGCAAAUGCAGGGAAAGAAGAGUCUUGAAAUGGAGGGCUACCCGUUCCUGAAGAACUUUUGGAAGAAAAAUGUGAAUCAAGAGCCUACAGAGACAAGCCCACUGGUACCAAAGGAUGGUAAUUGGCAUGCAGCAACCUAUGGCAUCGCUCAUAAGGAGUGUCCUACAGUGCACUGCUGGGAAACUCAACAAGACUCCUUUACUAAAGAUGAGGGGCCAAGAGAAACGAGUGAAAAGUUUAGUUGGAACCAAAUCUGGCUUCUCCAGCACAGAAGGAACUUCAACACAGAGCACCUCUGCCUCUUGCCAGCCAAACAAUGGAAUCAGAAACCCAUCAGUGUGAGCAGCUGCUGUGUGAAAUAUAUCCUCGUGAUUAGCAAUCUACUUCUCUCCCUGCUUGGCCUGUUGCUGCUAGCUAUUGGAGUGUGGGGGCUCGCUGACAAAGGCUCUUUUGCCCAAGAAAGAAUAGGACAUCUGGGAGCAGACCCCAUGCUGGCCCUCCUGCUGCUGGGGCUGAUUAUCUUCUCACUGACCUUUGCUGGCUGUCUGGGGGCUCUGCGGGAGAACGAGGGCCUGCUCAGGAUUUUCUCCUGGGCUGUGAUGGUAUUGAUUGCCAUCGAGGUCCUCGCUGGAAUCAUAGCUUAUUUCCUGCAUAGUCAAAUUAAUGGAUAUCUAAGGAGUAGCUUACUGUCAUCGGUGAGGUUAUACCAGGAUGAUGCUGAUCUCCGGUUCAUCAUGGAUGAAAUUCAAGUUGCUUUACAGUGCUGUGGGGCAGACACGUACCGUGAUUGGGAGCUAAACAUGUACUUCAACUGCACGGCACCUGGAAUCCUGGCCUGUGGGGUGCCAGCCUCCUGCUGCAUCAAUCCUCUGGAGAAUGGCACUGUUUGGAACUCGCAGUGCGGCCUGAGCAUACAGCAGCUGGAUGAGUUCACGGUGCAGAGCAUUAUUUACAUGGGAGGCUGCCUUGGGGGUUUAUCACGCUGGCUACAAGGCAACGCAUUUAAUAUGGCUGUAGCUGGUGUCGUGCUACUGGCUGUGCAAGCCCUAGGCCUAAUCUUGGCGUCUUAUUUGCUGGGUGAUAUCAAGAGCAUUAAAGCUGGAUGGCAGCAGCCAUAUGAUAACAAAUGACCAUAAUGGGUUGCUAUAAAUGCUCACAGCUUGGGUACUUUUUGUCCUCCUCAUCUAAUGAAGAUGUCUUGCUCCAGAAGGAAAGCCUUGGAUUUCUGUGCAAACAUUGUAGGACCUGUGUCAAAAUUUAUGUAGUAUUUGACCGCCACUGCCUGUAUGAUCCUUGGAUACUUAACACUCGGGGCAUACCGUUAACACCAGGGUGGGGAAAGAUCUGUCGGUGUUAGCCAAUGUUGGCAUCUGCCUGUUUUUUUUGCCUAUUUUGGACCUUCUGUUGCUCAUUCUUAAAUUUUUUGUUUCCAUGUUUAGAAACAUGGAUGAGUCAUCUUCUCAGACAUUCAACUUCUCUUUGUUUUGGGCAUGUGCCAUCCUUUGACUCUUGUUUUUUUUUUGUCUCUUUCUCUUUAUGGUGGGUUCAUCUAUUGGCCUCCACUAAGUCACUGCUUGUUUUGCCCCAUCUGUUGCCUCGUGUCUUUGAGUUUCUGGUUUUGCUGGAUUAAGCAGCACUUUGUGGAGUUAUCGGGCUUUGUCUAUCUGGUGCCAUCUUUGGGCUGGUUUGGUUUGUUUUGUAUAUUCUGAUUUUUAGCAACAAGAGGAUCAGAGUUCUGCCAACUUCCUAUCAUCUUUCAUAUGGGCACCAAUUUAAAAUGAGAGUCUUUGUAAGUGGGAGUCUAAACUUGAAUGUUUUACUACACCUGCAUAAAAAAAAUCAAAAUUAUUUUAUCACUUAUUCAAUUUUGUGGUUCUGUUAAAG
Erpetoichthys calabaricus (reedfish) is the source of this 2055-nucleotide messenger RNA. It is a transcript of the gene tspan10, whose product is annotated as tetraspanin-10. NCBI's taxonomy places the organism in Eukaryota, Metazoa, Chordata, Cladistia, Polypteriformes, Polypteridae. The transcript has 4 exons. The record is from RefSeq and is a predicted model, not a curated record. Gene Ontology annotation, cellular component: membrane. The coding region runs from base 177 to 1301 and encodes 374 amino acids.